GGAGGUUAUCCGUGCUGUCGAUGGUGCGGCGAACCUCAUCACGGACUGGGAGAGGGCAGAUGCAAGAGAGUUUGUUGCUCACGUAGCGUCGACAUUCGAGAAGUCAAACAAAGCAAAUGCUGCACCUAAAAAAUGUGAGGAAAAUCAUACUGCGAGCACGGCAGGUUUCAUCCCGCCAGCGCCGUAUCCAAAGGGAACGCGACCUGUAGAUGUUGUCCGGUACUUGCGGAGGCGAGUCUCGACUUCUGGGGCGAGUAGAGACGUUGCGGAGGAGAGCGCCAUUGACCCAACAACUUCCUCUAAAAGGAGUGGCAUCGACGUAGGAGACACUCCAAAAUGGACCCCUGGUCCACGUGCCAGUGUUCAUCACGAUGCUGCACUGCAUUCUCGGCUCACUACGCAACCCCCAGCGUCAGAGGCCAGUGUCGCAUUCUGUGGCUGGCUCCGCAAUGCGCGCUUGAGUACCGAGCUUCUUGACGCAUUGGAUGAGUAUGACAUUGGUACCGAAGGCGACCUUUGGAAUGCACAGAAGCGAUGGGAGUGGAGUGCAGUUCAAGAUUCUGAGGAUAAUACGAGUAUGUCAGUUCUUCCAGCAGGUACAGGCGAGAAUAACGUCGAGAAAGGAAGUAUUUAUUUCGCAGUUGAUGCUGAAGCGCAUGUCGUAUCGAAUGUAGCUUCUUGGGGUAAUCGGGCAAGGAAGGCUUCGCGAAGAAGGGCGAAAACAGAGGAGGCAUUACGACGACCUCGUAAAGCAGCAGAUGCAGAAGAGGUGCAUGACCAGAAGCGCAGCCAGGAAUCGUUAGGAAAACAAGAGGCAGAUCCAGAUGAACCCGUCAGCUCUAGGAUUUCGGGCCCAAGAACCAUGGACCUUUCAAAUAUCGGAGUCUCUGAUCUGCCAACACUUUUGUUUUGGACAAAGAACUUCUUGAUCGCUGAGGCGCUGGAUUUUCUAGCUUGGUUCAACUCCCAAGACUUUCGACAAAGAAAGACGGCAGCUUCUGAAGACUUCUCGCAGUUGAUGCUUCGUCGUAUGUGCAUUCGCGAUAUCACCAAUAGAAGCGGCGGCGAAGACUCUCUUGCUGAAGAUCAUGACGAUGGUGCAGACCAAAAUGAUCUAUCGAGUAGUGGUUCUACUUCUACUUCUAGAAGAAGCCAAAGAGCAUCGGGAGAAGUAUCAGUCGCACAGGAUAAUGACCUUGAGCGAGCAGAUACGCAUCAGACAACGACGGUGUUGGUUGAGCCACUGUUUCGGCUUCUGCUAGGGUUAUUGGUUCAAGCUGAAGUGAAACGCGCGUUCGCAGAGCCAGAACAUAUUUUCAGUGUUUGGCAUAGCUAUGGCAUUCUAGAAGACAGGGAACAUGAGGAAGCGGUAAAAAUAAUCCGAACACCGUGCACUUCUCCUGAUAUCGCCGGAGUAAACAGAAAGGCAAACGUCGAGGUCGAUUCGCAUUCCAGACCAACUGCGCAGACAAGACUGAUAAGUUCCGACAAUGAUGAGGAAGGAUUACUUUUGAUGUGGAAUCUGCCUAAGCUAUACGGCCGAAGACGGUUUGGCUUCGCUAAUAGCUUGUGGGACAUCUGGCACUUCGCUAACAGUCCACAAAAGUUUUUCCAUAAUGGCAUAAAGAUAGAGCUAACGAAUGUCAUUCCUUCGACUGUUGGACGUGGUUUGUCAUUGUAUUGGACCCGCAUCUCAGCAAUAACGACCUCUGUACGUGACGACGCACUGAAGUUAGAGUUCAUAGGUCGCGGUCCGAGCGCCAGGCAUUACCUAAUCGAGCGAUGGCAAAACGUGACUGAGCACGGCUUUAACGGCGUAAAGCACAUUUGUAGCUAUCCGGGGAGUCUAGUGUUGCCUUUUUACUCCAAAACAGGGGAGGUUGUGGCCGCCAAAAGGUUGAAAUCUCGAGAACAACUACGACAUGCAGAACAAGAAGACCGAGGGAAAGACCACAGUGAAGACUCAUCAUCUCCCCUUUUUGAAAUUCGCACACCGAAUUUGGAUAUGGCAAGUCUGCCGCAGAAGCUUUUUUGCGGUUCCCUUGGCCAUUUUCCACUCGCAGAUCCUCCAGAUGUCACAGCAAGACUGAUCGGAGCGCGUGAACCUUCCGAUGGCACCGACGGUUCGCGGAUCCAGAUGAGCGGCGGUUUACCUGCUUAUCCUGUGGAUGUCGCCAGGCAGCACAACCGGCUUCGUCGGUUUCUCUGGAAUUCACGUUUCUCGUAUCUCCAGUGGCUCUUGACAGUGGCGACGCUGGCUAUGCACAUUUUUUUGCCCGUUGAAAUACAGAAUCCGGUUGGAGGAGGAUUGGAGGAAGAUGAGCCAGUCGAGAGGUUCCUAGACGGUACAGAUGCUGCUUUUGAAACGACACCAGAGACCGGGAAUCACUUUUUCACGGCGCUUGAUCCUCUCCUUAUCCUCCUCGCUUUCGGCGUGCGCUCCUUGCACUUAUUUGGUAAAAAGUUCUCGUUUGUGGAUCAAGUCGGCCGCAAAGCUCUAGAACGGGUCUCGGAGCGCGCAGCGUUGCAACACUCGCCGUUCGGCACUUACGCUGACUGCCUAUUGCAACGCAUAGACGCAGCGGAACAGGCAGCUUUGGAUCUGAGACGGAAAGCGAGGUGUGACCACCGCAAAGAAGAUUUGGGACUAGUAAACGUGCCAACGACCACCUCCACCGUAACAAGAACUACAGUUCGAGAAGAUCUUUUUCCGCCAUCGAGAGCUGUGCAGACGGUGACCGGCGAUACGAUGGGGCUAUGGGCAGAUGACGCUUUCGCGUUGCCGAUACCGGAUGGGAGAUAUAGUAUGGACGCGCUCGAUGCUGCACUUGUAAAUGUCUUCCGCAAUAUUUACGCACAUGAACAUCGACAAAGGGAUGGGAGGGACCUGAUCUACAAUUGUGCAGGGACGAGGCAUCAAAGCUUUUAUGCUUUUUCUCAGAAAUCCAAAUCUCCAUUGCUAGAACAACAAGCGAGCCAGGAAUCCGCGGUUGUGCAAAAGUUUUUUGUGGAUAUUGGUAUCGGACGCAUGGCUGGCGAUUAUCAGAGUCGCUAUCUGCAAACAUUCGAAAAUUGGAAUGGUGUCAUGAUUGACAUGAUUGGUUCCUUAACAACCCGUUUGGGCUAUCAUGCGCGCAAAGUGACGCCUGAAAAUAUUUUAGAUGUUCUGAAGGACCUCAAUGUGCCGAAAAAUUUCGAAUUGUUCUCCAUCCACAUUGAUGGCUACGACUGGCACGUCGUCCGGAAGCUACUACAGAACCGGCAUAGACACUUCAACCCCCGUGUCCUAUUGAUCCAGAGUAAUAGCGGCUACUUCUACCCGGACCGAUUCUGGUUCCCAUUGGACCUGCCAAUGGUUCCACGGUAUAAACGCGUCAACGGCACCAGCAUCUCAGCCUUUGCGUCUGGCAAGAGAGCUUCAAGUACUCGUAAAAGUAGAAAAGAACAAGAAAGCUCUAGUAGUGCCAGAAGGACGAUCGCCGCAUUACAACAAAUGCACAGCGAGCCGUACGAGCGUGAACACGGACACCAUAAAGCCUACUCCUCGUCAGCCCGGGGGCUGCAGCGACUAGGCAACGCUUUUGGAUACAGGCUGGUCUAUUUUGGAUGGCUUUCUGUGAUUCUCGUCCGAGAGGAUGCCGUUUGGCCUGAUGCGCAGCAUGUUGAUGACCUGUUAUGUGCAAUAAUCGUGUAGGUGUAGCUGUACUCAAAGAUGUCUGAGAAAGAAACCGAUAAGCGAGCUGAUCCACUUCCAGAAGCAGUUGCAGAAUCAAAAGUCUAUUUUUUUUCGUGACCACACAAAGCAGGAUUUUCCUCUGCUAUCUCUAAGCUGUUUUGCUCUCUGUCAACGGUACGUUUUGUCGCCGCGUGGGCGCGAUCGCGCGUGGCCAGCGUCGAGGCAUAUGUGCCACGAAACAGAACUGAAGGGUUACACAGACGCAGAGUUGGCUGACUUGUAUUAUCUCGGAGACUCCUCACUCUCGGAUGCAGAUAUCCGCGAUCCAGCGAAAGAUUUGUAGGCUUGUCCUUGACUAAGAAUAACUACAUUCAUACUGUUCGUUGUAGUUUUGAUGAAUAGAAGAUACAUGCAUUUACAACUCUUCGCCAGUUUCAUUACCUUUUCUUUCAUAUAUUCUUUUAUGCCCGAUGAUUAUCGCUUUUUGUGAGGGUAUGGGCCUUCUUGUUCUUGUGUUCGAUUUCAUUCAGAGCAACGAGAUUUGUAUGGUUUAAACCGUAAGAACUAAGUCUAAGUGCAUAAAACACUCUACCCAAAACCAAGUGUGAGUUGGAUUAACCACUCGCACAGCAGAAAAAAGUCGUUGAAAUAAGGCCUCCGUUAUUUUGAGAUGACUGAAGGUACGCGUACGAGAUGAAGAAGAAAGAAAGUGUUCUUCUCAUCGACGAG
Amoebophrya sp. A25 is the source of this 4405-nucleotide messenger RNA. NCBI's taxonomy places the organism in Eukaryota, Dinophyceae, Syndiniales, Amoebophryaceae. The record is from the annotation of a GenBank genome assembly.